GAUAAUGCGUCAGUGGCCAGGUCGCUUUACCGACGAGUCAUCUGGCGAAGGUAGCACGAAACGGCAGCUUCCCUUUUUGCUUCCCCUCUAGGGUCCCGUGACGCAGUCAACUCGAAGCGCUAUAUAUUCGAAUAAAGUGGCGGUCUCUGCCGUUGGAAAUAGGAAUCGGAAAGGAACGGUCGGGAAUGCCGAUGAUGCGCGGUCAGCGGUCUGCUGGAUCAGUGCUAGUGCUUGAUGUGAGGCGAGUGUGUACGGUGGUGCACGGUCGCUUCGCGUAUACGGGUUUACGCAGACUGUUUUCAUUCCCGUCGGUUCGUUAAAGCGUGCUCGUACUACUUGCCGCGACUGUGUGCCUGCUUCGUAACGUAAGCGUGCCGUAGGGAUGUACUAAGCAGACGUAACGAGGACGAGAAAAAAAAAAAAAGGGGGUGAUUCGAAGGACGGAAUCGCGGAGAAAGCAAUCGGAAAGUAUCGCGAGUGAGAAAGAGUGGAGGAACUUAUGGCAGGGUGGCUCGCCACCAGCCAACUAGGAAUAAAGGGCAAGAGAAAUGGGCCGGUCCGUACUUACGUGAUAGGAGGUGCAUGAGCGCGCGCGCGCUCGCACUCGCUCGCGUGUGUAUGUGCGUGCGUGUGUCAUCGCUGCGCGAGUGUGUACGUGAGAAAGGGGUGAGGAGCGAGGGUGAGAAAUAGUUUGGCCGUAUUUUCGAAAGUGAUAGAAUCCCAGCCGGAAAAGCCGUGGUUAGCGCCGGGUGUGAGGUUCGACGAGGCAAGAUGACAGCUAAGUAUAUUUUCAUGACGCUGAUAAACGCGGCGUUCCUAUGCCUGGCGUCCACGAUACUCUCGGAGUCAGCCGGGGCCUCUUGCAAGUGGUUGUCCGAGGGUGGCAACGAUACGCGUUCCGCGGACUGCACCCUGCGCGUGUUGGAUCCUGUCGCGAUCACCAGCCUCGUGUCAUCGCUGGACGGUGCUCUCAAGUUGCGGAUUAAAUGCAGCGACGUCCAUCACUUCGAGAGCAGCUUCAACGCUCAAAGCUGGCAACGGUUGACCAGUUUGCACGAGCUCCACGUGCACGGUUGCAAAGUGCUCCGUAUACCGGAGGGAUCGUUCCAACCGCUUCUGGAGCUCAAGAAACUCACCGUGCAAACGUUCAACGGUGUAUGGGGUGCCAGCCGUGUGAUCGAAUUCGCCCCGAACUCGUUGCUUGGUCUGCGCGAACUGCACACCCUCGAGAUCGUCGAAAGCAACCUGCACGCGCUUCCCGUGGGUUUGCUCUGCGGACUGGACAAUCUUCAAACGUUGAAUCUGACGGGGAAUCAUUUGCGCGACGCCAACGAUAUCGGGCUGUAUCGACGGGACGUCCCCGGCGACGGGAACGUCGAACCGUGUCGCGCGGACAUACGAGUAUUGGAUCUGUCGCUGAACGAGCUCGAGCGAUUGCCCGAUAACAGCCCGCUGGUCGGCUUGCGACAGCUCCAAGAGUUGCACCUGCAACGAAACUCGCUCGUCGAAAUUGCCGGCGAUGCGCUCACCGGGCUGACGGUGCUGCGCACCUUCAACGCGAGUUACAAUUCCCUGGACGCGUUGCCCGAGGGUUUGUUCGCCAGCACGAGAGACCUUCGAGAGAUACACCUGGCGUACAACGGGCUACGCGAGCUGCCCAAGGGCAUAUUCACUCGUCUGGAGCAGCUGCUGGUCCUAAAUCUCGCCGGUAAUCGACUGGGCAGCGAUCGCGUGGACGAGACGACCUUCCUCGGGCUUAUUCGUUUGAUCGUUCUCGAUCUCUCGUACAACGCGUUGACGCACAUCGACGCCCGCACCUUCAAGGAUCUCUUCUUCCUCCAGAUCCUCGAUCUUCGAAACAACACGAUAGAUCGGAUCGAGAGCAACGCCUUUCUCCCGCUCUACAAUCUGCACACCCUCGAGCUGUCCGACAACAAGCUUCACACCGUGGGAGCGCAACUUUUCAACGGUCUGUUCGUACUGAAUCGGCUCACGUUGUCCGGCAACGCUAUCGCGAGCAUCGACCCGUUGGCGUUUCGCAACUGCUCCGAUUUGAAGGAACUGGAUCUGAGCGGUAACGAGCUUACGUCCGUACCGGACGCGUUGCGCGACCUCGCCUUCUUGAAAACCCUCGACCUCGGCGAGAACCGGAUCAGCGAUUUCCACAACGGCUCGUUCCGGAAUCUCCAUCAGCUGACGGGGCUGCGGCUCAUCGGUAACGACAUCGGGAAUCUCUCCCGCGGUAUGCUCUGGGACCUACCGAACCUGCAGAUCCUGAAUCUCGCCAGGAACAAGGUGCAACACGUCGAGAGACACGCGUUCGAGAGAAACGAACGUCUCGAAGCAAUACGCUUAGACGGAAACUUUCUGUCCGAUAUCAACGGAGUGUUCACCAGCAUUGCCAGUUUAUUAUUGUUGAAUCUAUCCGAGAACCACAUCGAGUGGUUCGACUACGCCUUCAUACCGGGGAACCUGAAAUGGUUGGACAUACACGGGAACUACAUCGAGAGCUUGGGGAACUAUUACGAGAUCCGCGACUCGAAGGUGAAGACCUUGGACGCCAGUCACAAUCGCAUCACAGAGUUAUCGCCGUUGUCCGUCCCCGACAGCGUCGAGUUGCUCUUCAUAAACAACAAUUACAUCAGCGUGGUGCGAUCAAACACCUUCGCCGACAAGGUGAACCUCACCAGGGUCGACAUGUACGCGAACAUGAUCGAGACGAUGGAGCUGACGUCGUUGCUUCUCACCAAAGUCCCCGAGGACAAACCACUGCCAGAGUUCUACAUCGGCGGCAAUCCGUUCAAUUGCAAUUGCUCGAUGGAUUGGCUGCCGGCGAUCAACAAUCAAACGUCCACGAGAGAAUAUCCGAGGAUCAUGGAUCUGGACAACGUCAUGUGCCGCACUUCCGGGCCACGUGGUGUCGCCAUCGUGUCGGCCUCCACGGCCCGAUCGGAGCAAUUCCUAUGCCGCUACGAGGCCCAUUGUUUCGCUCUCUGCCAUUGCUGUGAUUUCGACGCGUGUGACUGUGAGAUGACUUGCCCGGCCGGCUGCAAGUGCUACAACGAUCGGACGUGGAACACGAACGCGGUGGAUUGCUCCGGUCUCGGUGUCGGGGAGAUACCACGUCGUAUACCGAUGGACGCGACCGAGGUUUACCUGGACGGUAACGUGUUACGCGAGCUGCAGAAUCACGUCUUCAUAGGACGGAAGAACAUGCGCGUACUGUACGUAAACGGCAGCGGGAUCGAGUCUAUACAGAACCGAACGUUCAACGGUCUGAACAAUCUCCAAAUCCUUCAUCUCGAGGACAAUCGGAUACGCGAGCUGAAGGGUUUCGAGUUCGAGCGACUCUCCCAUCUGCGCGAACUUUAUCUACAGAACAAUCUGAUCGGGUUUAUCGGCAACCUGACGUUUCUCCCGUUAAGAUCCCUCGAGAUAUUGAGACUAAGCGGUAACCGGUUGGUGACCUUCCCCGUCUGGCAGGUUACCCUGAACGCGCGUCUCGUCGAGCUGUCCCUGGGCAGCAACCCGUGGUCCUGUCGUUGCAAAUUCUUGCAGGAGUUGUCCUCGUGGGUAUCGGACAACGCGCACAAGGUGGUAGACGCGAGCGACGUUUGGUGUUAUUACGGUGGCGACGCCAGGCCGGCGUACAGGCGCCGAUUGAACGUUAACGAGACGGUCUGCUCCGAUUACUUUUCUCAGGGCGGAGUGAUCGAGAGCAUCAUGGUAUCCGAUUAUUUGCCUCUGGUAGCUGCUACUUUGUCCGCGGUGCUCGUUCUUUUGGUGAUCAUCGUCUUAGCGUUCAUAUUCCGCGAGCCCGUGAGCGCCUGGGCUUACUCCAAGUACGGAUUGCGAUUUCUGCGCGCGAAACCAGGGAAAUCGGCCGGGACGGCGGCGAUGCCAUCCGCGGCGCCGAUGGCCGCGUGUUGCGACGCCGAUCGCGAGCGUCUCUACGAUUGUUACGUCUGCUAUAGUCCCAAUGACGAGGACUUUGUGCUCCACUCGCUGGCCGUCGAGCUCGAGCACGGCACCGCCGGCGUCAGACUCUGCUUACAUCAUCGCGAUCUAUCUUGCGUGCUCCGCGCCUCCGCCCCGGCGCCGGUCGUCCUGGAAGCGGUCGACGCGUCUCGACGCGUGCUGAUCGUCCUUACCCGUAACUUCCUUCAAACAGAGUGGUCGCGUUUCGAGUUUCGCGCGGCUCUUCACGAAGCGUUGCGCGGCAGGGCGGCCCAGUUGAUCGUCGUGCAGGCUGGCCACGCGUGUCCCGAGGUGGAAAGGGACCCCGAGCUACGGCCGUACCUGAGAACGGCGGCGGCGAUCCUCACGUGGGGCGAGAAGAGGUUCUGGGAACGCCUCAGAUUCGCCAUACCGCCUGGGAACAUGGGCGACAUAUCCAUGGAGAGGAAAUCGUCCCCGUUGGUCUACAAGCGGAACAUCAACACGUACACGUUGGACGGGGUUGGUAGCGAGAAAACGAGCAUGUCGACGCUGCGGGCCCAGGAACGACAGCGUACCUUCUUCAAAGACUCGUCGCCAACGACCGCGUUGAUGCUGCAACACGCGCCUCCCGCCUAUUCCUGCGGCACGGUCUCCAUGCCGCAACAACAACCACCACCUUCGUCACCGCAGCCCAGGCUGACCGUCAAUCACGCCUACCGAGAUGCGGUUACCGUACCAGGUAGCAAUCUCAUCGCCACCAACACGACGGUGAGCAGCGGCAGCAGCGAGGAUCACAGAAGACCGCUGUCCGAGCACAUAUACUCGUCCAUCGACUCGGAUUAUUCCACCUUGGAGAGAACCGCCUGGAGACAGCAACAACCCCCGCCACCGCCACCGCCACCAUCUUCCGGCCAGGCCUAUCUCGUCUAGCUCCACCGACGCGAAUUAUAUUCGACUCGCGUUUCACGGACGGAGUCGGGCGCAUUUUUACUCUAGAUCAUCAACGACGAGAAUCUGCUCGUCUAUCGACGAGUCUAUUCGCGGACCUUUCUCGUCCCCUUCCCUGCUAAACCCGUAUGUACGUGUACGUUCUCGUUUAGCAAACAAAUUGGAAAUUGCUACCUUUUAAAAGCAUAAUUAUUUUUUACACAAGUUACUUACGAAUCAACCCAAUGCGAAAAAGCAAUAUUGUAGAGUGCAGAGGAUAUAACCUCUGGCUAAAAAAUUGUUCGUUUUUAAAUAACUCGUUAAUUCGCGUAUCAACCCCGUAGAUACACAAUGUUGGAUUAAUCCUUGAAAAACAAACAAUUUCCGAUCCGUUAUUUGUUCGAUAGAAACACAACCAAAUCGGUUUUAUAUCGAACGAAUAACGAGUUAUUCGAACAGUUAUUCGAUACGCAAAACGGAGACAGAAAGUCCAGACUGCUGCUGACCAAUUAUUCAGUAGCGAAAUGAAUUGGAAACAAGCUCAAAAGUUUACAUGAAAAAUAUGUCGGUGCAAUUGUAAUUUUAUCUGGUCCGUUCGCAAUUUUAACCGAGCGAUACGAUAACGUUUUGCAAAGGUAUAACAUCCGACUCUGAUACAAAUAUUCCAAAAAACCCGUUUGUUUUUCAUAAAUGUGUCAACGAAACAAACAAGAUUUUUCAGUUAUCAGUUAUGAAUAAAAACACGCUCGGAAAUUGGUUAAAAAGCACAAAUUUCAAUAGUAUCGUGCGUUUCGUUCGUUUAGCUCAGAUAGCGAACAGUUUGUGCUUGAUAUCUAAAGGUGGUCUUUGAAUAUUUUUUCGAUCGAUUUUUCUUUAACUUGGUUCCAUAAAAAAUGCUCUAUCCAGACGAUCUAGAUAAAGAUGUACUCGAGGUAAAUCGAGUAACGCUCAACUCUGCCCAGAAGGAAGACGCUUCUGGCUUUUUUAUGUUCGCGCCGGCAAGGAGAAGGAUUCGCAUACUCGCAGAAACAGAUAUUUCCACGUGUUUCGUUCCACGGCUAGGAUUAACCUUCGAUGGUUGAUAAACGAAAGAUAUAUUUUCGAUUUAAAUUCUGUCGUCUAUCGAGCAUCGACGUGUAACCUAGGGAUUCGGAGUUAGCUAGGUAGUUUGCACCGAGCGUUUGAUGCGCCAUUAGGCACUCGAGACGUAACAAACUUACGAUGGACGUGAUUGGCGUAUCCAGUUGGGACUUGACGAAAGAAGCCAGACGGAACCAAACUCCUUCACGUAUUGGUCCCUCGACGCGUGACAAAUUUCUGUCCAGUACAAAUUAGAUAUUAAAUUUAACUCAAUUUUGUUGACGACCGAGGAACUCCUUGAUGCUCGAGACAGAUUGGAAAGUGGUCACUUUGCAUCUAUAGGGUGUGUUUGUAGCAUGACUUUGAAAUGAUCAGGGGAAAUCUGGCUUUUUCGGAGGAUUAUGUAAUUUAAAGUGGGAAAUUAACGGUCGAAAGAUAGUUUUGUAUCUCCGGACAACCAAUAUUAGGAUCGGUGCAAAUAUACCCUCGCAGAUGCAAAGUAAUCCACUUUUAUGUGUCACUGAAUAUGCGUCAAGAGUCAUCGGAUAUUCACUUUUAUGAUCCAAUAAUUGAAAUAUAUUUACAAGAAUUUAAUGAAAGCGCCUCGAUGCUUCAGAGGUUGAACACCUUUCGAGUGUUCCAGACGCUCUACUUCGACAACAGCUGAACCGAGGCUUACUUUCUUCUAUCGUGUAAAGUAUUUCGUUAUUUGUGAAUGUAGGAGAGUAAUGCCGAGAGGAGGACUUAUUUAUUAAAAACACUUUAUGUCUACGGAUGUCUUGUAAAAAGAUCCACGUGUACACGAAUUAACACUAAGAUUAGUUAAUAGAGGAGUCCGUGGUUUGGAAAACCGAGUGAAAUGGUUACAAAAAUAAAAAGGUUUCAUUCGGAUAAUGCUGAUAGACUCUUCGGUAUGGCUGAUCCAGCAAACCCUGGCUUAGACGCGGCUAGAUGUUUGAUGAACCUAGAUCGACUAGAAACUCUAAAGCCAGAGUCGGUUUAGGUGCAUCUAAAGUAAAGUUUGCUGUGUCAGCUUUUCGAGUCUGCCAGGAUUACUUGCAUCGAACGUCAGAUUUUUACUUUUGUUACCUUUUAUUCGACGAUCCAUAGAAUUCAUGGACGUGUUAACGUUAAUUGAUGCAUCGUUUCGAUCCCAAUAUGCGGGGAAUAUAUCGGGAGUUCAGCAAUUGAAAAUAAUAAAAAAAAAUUAGAUGACCAUAUAUUAUACGUAACCUUGUUCGUUUGAACAUUUUUUUUUUUUAUUAUUUUUACACGUUGAAUCAAUGUUCUCGAUAUAAAUAGCUCCUCUUACCGUUACUCCGUUGAUUUUUAGUCGCCAUUGAGGGCCAAUGAUGAUUUCUGAUGGUGCAUUAUUUAUUUAAACGAUGAAUUAAGUGAUUUAUAUAUUCAUUUCCAUAUGUUUUUGGGAAAACGGUGAUCGUACAAGGUGCUUCGAACUUGUAUAGUUGUGUAUAUCUUAUUUGUACAUUUCACAAACUUGGUACGCCUGGUGCGAACGUCCCUCGAUGCAAACAAUAUCGAAUGAAAUAUUUGCUAGCAAGACGAUUCAUUGAUAAAAUCGCACAGAUUUUUAUUCACGGUUCGCAAGAGCCCCACGGGGUUCAAGAAAAUAUAAUUCCGAAAUGCUAUUGAAAACUGCUUUGAGGUCAUGGUGGUGGCGCCCACAUGGCAUGCAUCCCUAUCGAAUAUAUUUUACAAUCAAGGGAUGUCCUUUGCUCUCAUUUAAAUGUAUUUUACCAGUUAAUUGAUUACCGUGUAAACCCUCAUGAUUUUCAACCGAUAUACCCGUUAUGUACAUUCUGUAUCUUUGAUGUAAUUAUCGAUACUCAUCCAUUGUACCUUCCACAAGUCACAUAUUUGUGAAGCUAUCAUUUUAUUUUAAAUAACGUCGCUUUGACAUUAAAAGACUAAAUCCACUUUUGCGUAGAAAUUUGAAAACCAAGUAACGGGGUCGAGGUUUAACACGUUCACAAGUUCGUGAUCGGCAUACGGGUCACAGCAUCGUGCUAUUAUAUACAACCCCGAGAAGCUGGACAAUGAACGGGUUAAAUUUCCGAAAAUUCCUAUAGAGAGGUAUAUCGCUACAACCCGUUGUAGCAUCCGAGAAGGUUUCUGCGAGCCUUGUGUAGCGUACGCGCUCUCGAUUCUCACGAAGAAAAAGUCUGUGCGAUUCCAUCAAUUGAAUAGUUCUUGGUAAUUAGCGCGCUCUUAUUCGGCACGCGUGUCAGAACCGAGUACGGUGCAAAUUAAGUCUGUUCUGGCUCCCAGUGAUUAUCGAGCUUUCGCGUAGUCACGGCCUUUCGGAGGAACGUUAGUUUCACGACAGAACACGCGAUUAGCCGAGUAACUACGGACUACUUUAGGAAAUAUUUGUUUGCAAUCCUUUUUCUCCUCGCGAAAAUGCGUUCGCUACUUGCUUCGUUUCAUCGGUAAAAGCGUGAUUGUCCACUUUUCCACUCCUACGGCGUUUUCCCUUUUUCCUUCCCUCCUCCCCCAACCUUUUGUUUUCUCGCUCGGCCUCGUCGUUCCCACCACCCUUCGUUUCUUUUGUUGUCUCUCAUCCUUCUUCCACUACCCAUCCACCCUCGAUAUCAGAGCCUCCUCGCUCCUUAGGAACAGAUUGCGCUCGCGCAAAACCGGUGCGACGCGAAAUUUUCUGAAUGGCGUCUCGCGAGAACCUAGUUCCGACUGGGACUCGUCUGUGUGCUCCCUUUCCCACUUCGCUCGACGACUUUUCAGCGUGCAAUAAAGCAUAAACACGCCGCCGCAGUGCUUUAAAACAGCCGUUUCACCGCGAAUAACUAUAUUUCAACCACGAAAGCGCGCGCGGUUCGUCGAGGACGAGUGGGAUUGUUGCGGAUUAACCGCGGUUUUUCAAUUGGUUUCUUCGCGAAGUACGCGAAACGGAUGCUCGAUUGUACGAGCUGACGGGACGGGAGCCGCGAAGAUCGCGCUGUAAUUACUCGAGAUUGUAUUCGGAAUUUUUGUUUAGGUUUCGCGUUCAAUUAUAGGACGAAUACAUAGGGUGUUUUGUACAAGGGGUUACAAGGUAUAUUCUUAGAAAUUAACGAAGAUGUCGGCUCCGUUUUCUUUACAGCUAGAUGGUUGAUCUUUUAGUACGUAACAGAAUUUGUUUGGGAGAUCGUUAAAGGGGAAAAGGUGGACUCGCUUCUUUUUAACACUAAAACUACCGAUGCUUCGGUUCAUGGCCAAUUCAUAGGGAGUAGAGUAUCUAGUGCCUAGUUUCCUAUCCAACAGUAAUGUUGUAAUCCAGCAUUUUUAAAAAGAAGUCCUCGAGGUACACGGGCCGAAUCGAGUAACUAUAGUGUUAACUUCAGUAUUAAUGGAAUCUGGUAUUUAUUUCUUUUUUAUUAUUUAGACGCUUCUUAUAAAACCGAACAACAUUUCAUCUCUCACGAGUCCUUUGACUAGCGUCGACAACAAUCGACUGAUUUUAAAAAGCUCGGAGUAAGCACUAGGGGUCUAGUUGCUCUGUCGGUUCACCGUUGAGCGUUGGGGAACGAUCGAAACCGAUGAUACCGUUUUGUCGCGGUCGGAUAGCUGUUUUUAAAGCACUGUACUCCUUUGCACGGAAUAUGGUUGAAAUGGAAAUAAAAAUAAAAAAGAAAAAAAGAAAAAAAAAGACGAAGAAUUGUGUCCCGGUGCCCGAUUCGUUUCCACGUGUGUACAUAUUUAUUAUAUACAGAACGCAAUAUGUAAAUAGAGCCCGCAAGCUGUACGCGCGUCAGCGUAUCUGUACGUAUGUACAAUUGUACAAAUUCUAUGUAUGAACGAGAAGAGGAGGAGCGCGUCGAUCACGGCCGACACGUUCGCGUCGCGUAGAGAGUUUUAGCUUCGAUUUUGAAUUCUCGAAUAGGUAGACGACUUUUUGUAAUUUUAUAUGUCCCCGAGUUAACACUGUACGAUAUGUAAAUAUGUAUAUCAAACGUCGCCUCGUGUAAGAUAUUAUUCAUCGCGGAUGGAAUGAGACGAGAGAAAAUGGUAAUUAAGAGUGAGACUAAAAAGAAAAAAAAAAAGAAUUAAAUACAGAAACGAAGAAGAAGUGUGCAUGCGCUUGCGAUACCGCGAGCACCGACACGCGUCGCGCAUGCGUCGUAAAACUUAACUGUAUACUUGAUUUAUUUAAAUCAUGUGAAUAAAUUUAUAAAAUACGUUAUUAUUA
Messenger RNA from Hylaeus volcanicus, 10150 nucleotides. It is a transcript of the gene Toll-7, whose product is annotated as toll-like receptor 7. The transcript has a single exon. Gene Ontology annotation, molecular function: protein binding. Gene Ontology annotation, cellular component: extracellular matrix. The record is from RefSeq and is a predicted model, not a curated record. Bases 772 to 4869 code for a protein of 1365 amino acids. Lineage: Eukaryota; Metazoa; Arthropoda; Insecta; Hymenoptera; Colletidae. Gene Ontology annotation, biological process: signal transduction.